CCUCCAGGCUGUCCUAGGAACUGUAUAAAAGUGCUCUCGACUCUGCACUCUUCUAAACACUUCUGUGGACUUCAUCUCCUUAGUGAACUCGGUUUACCUCCAUCCCAGAAAGAUGACUUUCUCCAGCCUGUGGUAUCCAGAAUGCGGGGUGGCCCGACCCAGUCCAGUCACUGGCAGCUCCAACGAGCCGUGCGUUAGGCAGUGCCCUGACUCCGAAGUGGUGAUCAGACCCUCACCGGUUGUUGUGACCCUCCCCGGACCAAUUCUCAGCAAUUUCCCUCAACAGAGCGAAGUGGCAGCUGUAGGAGCACCUGUGGUCGGAGCCGGUUUCGGAGGCUCAUAUGGUUUGGGGGGAUUGUACGGCUAUGGAGGCAAUUACGGAGGAUUGUAUGGUUUAGGGAGAUUAGGUGGUUACGGCGGCCGUUACGGUUAUGGGGGAUUCUUGGGCAAUGGGGGAUACUGUGGUUACCCAGGUCUUUAUGGUUAUGGGGGAUUAUGGGGAAAUGGGGGACACUGCGGUUACCCGGGCCUUUACGGUUAUGGGGGAUUAUGGGGAAAUGGGGGACACUGCGGUUACCCUGGCCUUUACGGUUAUGGGGGAUUAUGGGGAUAUAGGGGACACUGCGGCUACCCAGGCCUUUAUGGUUAUGGGGGAUUAAGUGGUUCUGGGGUAUCUUGCCAUAGGUACCUCAGUGGAAGCAGUGGGCUAUGUUAA
This is a messenger RNA of Malaclemys terrapin pileata, 715 nucleotides long. RefSeq names its product claw keratin-like. The record is from RefSeq and is a predicted model, not a curated record. Gene Ontology annotation, molecular function: structural constituent of cytoskeleton. Gene Ontology annotation, cellular component: intermediate filament. NCBI's taxonomy places the organism in Eukaryota, Metazoa, Chordata, Testudines, Emydidae. Bases 113 to 715 code for a protein of 200 amino acids. The transcript has 2 exons.